CUGCAGGCGGCGCUGUGGGCCCGCCGGGCGGCCCCACAGAGCCGCCAUAGCCGCCCGCCUACCCCGACUUAACGUCUCCGCUGUCGGCUCCGCGCCGCCGCCAUGGCCGACGUGGAAGACGGCGAGGAACCCUGCGCCCUGUCCUCUCACUCCGGGAGCGCAGGCUCCAAGUCAGGAGGCGACAAAAUGUUCUCUCUCAAGAAGUGGAACGCGGUGGCCAUGUGGAGCUGGGACGUGGAGUGCGAUACGUGCGCCAUCUGCAGGGUCCAGAUGCCUGUCUUAGAUGUCAAGCUGAAAACAAACAAGAGGAUUGUGUUGUGGUCUGGGGAGAAUGUAAUCAUUCCUUCCACAACUGCUGCAUGUCUCUGUGGGUGAAACAGAACAAUCGCUGCCCUCUCUGCCAGCAGGAUUGGGUGGUCCAAAGAAUCGGCAAAUGAGAGUGGAGGCUUUCUUAGUGCAUUUGUUUGGAGCCCUGGUGGAUCUUGUUAUCAAGUGCCCUACAAAGGCCAGAACACUCCAGGGAACUAAUUCUUCAAAUAGGAGGAGAUGGCUCUGUGGUCCUUUGGUACUCAUCAAAGGCAUGGCUUAGCAUUUUGUUUUAUUUUCAGAAAUUCUCUACAAUUAAGAAGAUAAUUUAUUAAAGAUGGUCUUUCCUACCUCUGUGGUAUGUAUCCCACACACUGCUUAGAAGUGCUUUAAAGGAGGAGAGAGCUACAAAUUUAAUGACUUUAUAAUUUGCUUAUUGGUAUCCAGGGGGUUGUGGAAGCAGUUCCAUUCAGAAGAGAACUUGUUGCAUGCUUAUAGUUGAUCAGUUUAAAAAAAAAAAAAAAAAAAAGACAAUGUUACAGAAACAAAUAAAGUGCAGUUUAAAACCCAACUCUUAUCCUUAAUUUGUCCCUCAUAUUUAUUUUUGGCUGGGAGGGGGUGAUUCAUGAAGUCUUUGUAUGAUAUAAUGAAAAUUUUAAGUUUGGACCAGUGAACAGGGUAAAUAAAAUUUAAUCUUCAGGCAUAUGGAAUUGUGGUUGUCUUUUAGGCUAUUAUCCUCUAUCUUUGGUUCAUCAAGAAAACCUAAAUCUGUACUCACCUCACUGUCCAAACAUUGAAUAGUAAAGAACAGAAGUAUUUGUUCUGGUCAGAUUAUGUUGUAAUUUAACUGUUUUAGGUAGAAUGUUAAUGAGGGGGAAAUGUUUACCACUGUAGCACUGGGUCAAAAAGUUUAUUUUAUUACACAGUGUUUUAAUAAAUGGUUUAUUCUGUUUACUUCA
Molecule: messenger RNA, 1265 nt
Organism: Panthera uncia (snow leopard)
Lineage: Eukaryota; Metazoa; Chordata; Mammalia; Carnivora; Felidae
Gene: RNF7
Product: ring finger protein 7
Exons: 3
Coding region: 103-375 (90 amino acids)
Biological process (GO): ubiquitin-dependent protein catabolic process; protein ubiquitination
Cellular component (GO): nucleus; Cul5-RING ubiquitin ligase complex
Molecular function (GO): ubiquitin protein ligase activity; zinc ion binding; cullin family protein binding
Source: RefSeq, a predicted model, not a curated record